This is a messenger RNA of Danio rerio (zebrafish), 3183 nucleotides long. The record is from RefSeq and is a predicted model, not a curated record. Lineage: Eukaryota; Metazoa; Chordata; Actinopteri; Cypriniformes; Danionidae.
CACGAGUGAUGCUCCGCUCUCCUCAUGCUGUUUCCCUCACAAAGAAAACAGCGAGCAGGACUGCGCUUCUCCACACCAGCUCCACACGGCUCAGGAUGUAAAGCGACGUGCACAUGAUCCGCACCCAUUCACACUUCUCUCUGCAAUGAAUCUCUAGGCAGUGCUGUCGGAUCGGACGUGGCGUUUGGAUGCAGGAACAUGAGGGCGAGAGACAGCAGGGCGCCGGCAGUGCCCAGGUUGGUGUUCCUCCAGCGGGACGGGGUGUCGGGAUGGGCGGAGCUCCGGUCGAGGACAUGCAGGCUCUGUCAAUCACGUCUCUCUCCGCCUCCGAGGUAGAGCAGCAGUUUGAGUUGAUUAGUCCUCUGGGGAAAGGCACCUACGGCAAAGUCGACUUGGUAGUGCACCGGACACAGGGUACUAAAUUGGCUCUGAAGUACGUGAGCAAGAACAAGACAAAGCUGCGUAGUUUUCUGCGGGAAUACAGUCUGAACGCAGCACUCGGCUGCAGCCCAUUUAUCAUCAAAGUCCUGAAUGUUCUGUUUGAGACGGAGGACAGCUAUGUGUUCGGCCAAGAGUAUGCGCCUGCCGGAGACCUGUUCGACAUCAUCCCACCUCAGGCCGGUCUGCCGGAGGAGAUGGUGAAGCGCUGUGUGCAGCAGCUGGGUUUGGCUCUGGACUUCAUGCACAGCAAGAGUCUCGUCCAUCGUGAUGUGAAGCCAGAAAACGUUCUGCUUUUCGACCGCGAGUGUCGGCGCGUGAAAUUAGCGGAUUUAGGCAUGACACGGCGGUCGGGCAGCCGAAUCAAGCGGAUCAGCGGCACAAUCCCGUAUACGGCCGCCGAAGUGUGCCAGGCCUCAGUCUCAGAGGGGAUCAUCGUGGCCACCACGCAGGACGUGUGGGCUUUUGGGGUUCUGCUUUUCUGCAUGCUGACCGGGAACUUUCCGUGGGAGGCAGCGUUGCCGAAUGAUGCGUUUUUUGCAGAGUUUCAACGAUGGCAGCGGGGGGCGUUUCCACCGGGUUCUGUUCCCUCCCAGUGGCGGCGCUUUUCUGACGAUGCGUUACGCAUGUUUGGUCGACUGUUGGCGCUGGAGCCAGAGCGUAGGUGCGGCGUUAAAGAGGUUUUCUACUUUCUGAAAUACGACCUGCUCAAUCAUCACCGCCGACGAGCGUCCUGUAGAACGUCUAGGGGAGGAGCCACUCAUUGCUCCGCCCACAGACACGCAGACCCCUCUCCUCCGUCAGGCACUUCCUGUCUACGCCCCACCCCCCUGAAACGUAGCAUCCUAUCCGAACUGCACUCUUCUAGAGAGGAAUCCUCCAAAAGCCCGUCGCCAAACCGCCAAGACAAGAGCAAAGUGAUGAUGACCACUCCUAUUGAGAUCUGCGUAUGAAGUCAAAUCCGGGUCUUAAAGUGUACGACAUUUCUCGGGACGACAGCAACAAAGGUAGCAAUAUCAUUUCAGAAGUACUGCUGGAAAAUGUGUGCAUGAGAAGGACAACGUUGUGGAUGUUUUAAUGAAGAAGCGGCGUAAAUGUAGACUGUUAAGAAGUAGACUUUGAAACUUUAUAGUAUAAGAAGAUUGACAGGAUCACAGUAACACCUUCGGUAGGUCACGCUAGCUCUAGACACUGAUAGAUUCACCGGUAAACGUGUAUUCAAUUACAUCGUUUUCAUUUUGAAGGAAUAGUUCACUCUGAAAUGUGAAAGGAAGAGCAUUUACCUCAUGUCAUUCCAAAGCUGUAUGACUUUCUUUCUUAUGUGGAAAUGGAUACAGGAAUACUGUACAAUGCUCCGUAAUGUGGCUGUCAGGAUCCUGAAAUGACAUAAAGCACCAUAUUCAGAGUCGUCUAAAGCCACACACUGCUUUUCUUACUUAAAGUUUUUGUCUUCAUUUUAAUCUAAAAAUCAAAACUUCCAUAAAUCAAGAAGCAUAUAUAUAUUUUAAAUAAAAAAUAAAGUUUAUUUAUAAACUAAUUUCGAGAGGAUCACAUGCUUAUGAUUUACCACAGCCGGUCUCGCAUUAGCUAAUCAUAAUCUUCCAAUCAUAUGAUUUCUAAGUUACUAUAAAUAACCACAGUCUUCGGUCCACAUUUCUCUUCGUCCGGAAGAAACCCCCCCCUUCCGCCCCAUUCUCCUCCUUUGUCAUAGAUCGGGCGGCACGGCGGCUCAGUGCUUAGCACUGUUAGGCUCACAGCAAGAACACUGCCGGCCCUGGUCCUCGCCAGGCUGGUGGGUGUUUCUGUGCGGAGUUUAUAUGUUCGUGUCCGCAUGUGUUUCCUCCGGGUUCUCCAGUUUCCUCCCACCCUCCAAAGAUUUGCAUCACACGUAACAGACUAAGCAAAGCAGGCACUUUAGCUCUCUUAUUUCUCAAAGUAGUUCACCUUAGUCCCUUCAGCCGGGGAGUUGUUGAGAUCCACCUGAGCUCAAUCUCCCCUCUCGCUCUGUGAACAGGAGGGAGCCCUGGGCUCGAGGAUCUCUUGAGCUCAGGGGAUCUCUCCCAGGACAGCAUGCCAAACAAGCUUAUAAUAAAUCAUCAGCUAAGUGUGAACUCUUGAAGUCAAAUUUAACUGGGUUUUUCAUGCUAAUUCUGCCAAUGGGAUGAGUAAAAUAAUCUUGUUUUCAGUCUGAAAUAAGUUUAAUUCACUUAGUCCAUUGGCAAAUUAUUCAGCUUGUUUUAGGGAAAAACUCACUUCAUUUUAUUAAGUAAGAAAAGCAUUGUUUGCACUGCUAAGUCAAUGACCAAAUACAAUAUUCAUACUAUAGGUAUUCGAUAUAUUUGUCAUUGACAUUAAUAUUAUUUUGGAUUAUAUUAAUAAAAUCUAUAAAACUUUUUUUUUUAUCCUGGAGCAACUGUAGCGCUGUAUUCACACGUAAACAGUCCAUGUUAGUCGUCUAAGGUUCUUGCUCUCUAAGGAUACCUUUAAUGGUAAAUAAGUAAAAGAAAAAUUAAGGAUAAAAUUAAUUGUUUUCAGAAAACUUUUCUCAAACUCAAAGACAUAUUUCUUUUUGCAUUUUCAGCUCAAAUGUUGAACUGUUUGUCAAGGAAAGUUGAUCAUUAUGUGGCUUUAAAGACUUCUAGGGCACUUUUAAGGUGCUUUUUGUCUUUCUCAGAGAAUUUAUUAUUAAAUUAUUAUAAGUUUGCUACUAUUUAAAAUUAUUGUUUUAUGUUUUCUGAUUUUAAU